AUGGGAGUUCCAGCCUUCUUUAGAUGGUUGAGUAAAAAGUACCCAUCCAUAGUCGUACAUUGUAAUGAGGAAAAGUUGAAGGUGGUGGAUGGUGUACCGGUGCCAGUGGACAUCAGCGAACCCAACCUCAAUGACAUUGAGUUUGACAAUCUUUACCUGGACAUGAAUGGCAUCAUCCAUCCCUGCUGCCACCCAGAAAACAAGCCGGCCCCAAAGAACGAGGACGAGAUGAUGGUGGCCAUCUUCGAGUACAUCGACAGACUGAUGCGCAUCAUCCGGCCGCGACGGCUGCUGUACAUGGCCAUCGAUGGCGUGGCACCCAGGGCAAAGAUGAACCAGCAGAGAUCCCGUCGCUUCAGGGCCUCCAAGGAAUCCAGAGAGAAGAAAGAGACUAUAGCUCGCAUCCGGGAGGAGGUGUACUCUAGAGGAGGAUGCCUUCCACCUCCCAAACCAAGCGGGGAGCACUUUGACAGCAACUGUAUCACACCAGGAACCGAGUUCAUGGCCAGGUUAGCUGAGUGCCUUCGUUACUACAUUACAGACAGGCUCAACAACGCCCUGGGCUGGCAGAAUAUCAAGGUGAUUCUCUCCGAUGCUAACGCACCAGGGGAAGGAGAACACAAAAUCAUGGACUACAUCAGGAGGCAAAGAGGCAACCCUGACCAUGAUCCGAACACACACCACUGUCUUUGUGGAGCUGAUGCGGAUCUCAUCAUGUUAGGUGAGUGGAAUUGA
Molecule: messenger RNA, 735 nt
Organism: Acanthaster planci (crown-of-thorns starfish)
Lineage: Eukaryota; Metazoa; Echinodermata; Asteroidea; Valvatida; Acanthasteridae
Gene: xrn2
Product: 5'-3' exoribonuclease 2
Biological process (GO): nuclear-transcribed mRNA catabolic process
Cellular component (GO): nucleus
Molecular function (GO): 5'-3' RNA exonuclease activity; RNA binding
Source: RefSeq, a predicted model, not a curated record